CAAUUCAAAAACAUUUACAAGAAAAUGGAUUAACUGAAAGAACUUAUGAAAAUACUGGAUGCAUAUCUAAAUUAAAAAGUAAAGUACAUCUUGAUUCUAGUAUUACAUUUCUGGUUAAAUGCUUUUUAGAACAGUAUGGAAUAAAUAAUGGACUUCCUUCUCCUAUGAGAUAUAAAAAUGAAUCAGAACCUUUUAUUUAUUUACCAACUGGAAACACGUAUACUUCAGUUUAUAACGAAUUCAAAAAAUCUUUUUAUAAAGAAAAUGGUAAAAAUAUGAAAGUUAUUUCCUAUUUUACAUUUAGAAAACUUUGGUAUGAGAUAAUUCUUUAUGUCAAAUUUCAACCACCUGCAAGUAAUCUUUGCGAAGUUUGUGAAACUUUUAAAGCUAAAUUAGUAGUAGCAAAAUCGGAUAUAGAAGAAUAUAAUCAAAUUAAAAGUAUGUAUGAUCAGCAUCGUAUUGCAGCAGAUCGAGAAAGGCAACAUUAUAAUGAUAAUAUAGCUAAGA
Messenger RNA from Racocetra persica, 507 nucleotides. Lineage: Eukaryota; Fungi; Glomeromycota; Glomeromycetes; Diversisporales; Gigasporaceae. The record is from the annotation of a GenBank genome assembly.